GCCAACACAGCCAAGAUGGCGGCGCAGGGAGUUCGUUGCUCACGCGCGCGGGAGAAAUGGACCCGGCUGGUGCGCUCUGUGUCGCGCGGAGAUGACGUCCUCUGGGGUGGCGGCUGCUUCCCUCCACUGCCGGGGGCCGCCGCCGUCGCGCGCGCGAAGAUGGCGGGGCUGGCCGAGGCGGCUCCGGGUGGCGGGAAUGGCGGUGGCGGGGCCGGACCCCACCGGGGCUCCCCGCCGGAACCCUUGCCACUACUGCUGCCAGAGGAAGACGGGCAGACGCGACAGAGCAGUUUCGCCAGCGGCGGCGAUGGGCAAUCUCCACCCCAUACUGAAACGCUGGGCUUCUACGAGAGCGACCGAUACCGCAAGCAACAGCAGCGCCGCGCGCCCUCGGAUCUUUCUCUACUGAGGUUUAUCAAUGCAGAGCUAACAAGAGGUUACUUCCUUGAACACAAUGAAGCCAAGUACACAGAACGGAGAGAGAGAGUGUACACAUGCAUGCGAAUACCAAGAGAAUUGGAAAAGUUGAUGAUUUUUGGGAUCUUUUUGUGCCUGGAUGCUUUCCUUUAUGUAUUCACCCUGCUCCCAUUGCGAGUUUUUCUGGCAAUGUUCAGGUUCGUCACAUUGCCUUGUAGUAGUUUGCGUGAUAGACGCUUGCUGCAGCCAGCCCAGGUGUGUGAUAUUUUCAAAGGUGUAAUACUUGUAAUUUGCUACUUCAUGAUGCACUAUGUUGACUAUUCCAUGAUGUACCAUCUGAUAAGAGGACAGUCUGUAAUUAAACUCUACAUCAUCUAUAAUAUGCUUGAGGUAGCUGAUCGUUUAUUUUCAUCUUUUGGACAAGAUAUCUUGGAUGCUCUCUAUUGGACUGCAACAGAACCAAAAGAAAGGAAAAGAGCACACAUAGGGGUCAUUCCCCAUUUCUUCAUGGCAGUGCUGUAUGUCUUCUUGCAUGCUAUCCUUAUUAUGGUCCAAGCAACAACACUCAAUGUAGCCUUCAACUCCCACAAUAAAUCACUUCUUACUAUCAUGAUGUCUAACAAUUUUGUGGAAAUAAAAGGAAGUGUUUUCAAGAAAUUUGAGAAGAACAAUUUAUUUCAGAUGUCAAACAGUGAUAUCAAAGAGAGAUUCACCAAUUAUGUGCUGUUACUGAUAGUUUGCCUAAGAAAUAUGGAACAAUUUUCAUGGAACCCAGAUCAUUUGUGGGUAUUGUUCCCUGAUGUCUGCAUGGUGAUUGCAUCAGAAGUUGCUGUUGAUAUUGUGAAACAUGCUUUCAUAACCAAAUUCAAUGACAUCACAGCUGAUGUUUACAGUGAAUACAAAGCCAGCCUUGCCUUUGACUUUGUUAGCAGUCGGCAGAAAAAUGCAUAUACAGAUUACAGUGACUCUGUAUCCAGGAGAAUGGGCUUUAUUCCACUCCCACUGGCUGUUUUACUUAUCAGAGUUGUUACAAGUUCUGUAAAAGUCCAAGGGGUCUUGUCCUAUUCCUGUGUAAUUCUUUUCUGUUGUGGUUUAAUAUCACUUAAGGUACUUAACAGCAUUGUAUUGCUGGGAAAGUCCUGCCAUUAUGUCAAAGAAGCAAACAUGGAGGAGAAGUUGUUCAACCCACCUCCUUCCAGCACCCCAGGAAAAUCUGGUGGCAAAGCACAGAGCAAGUACAAGUCUCCUCAAGGACUUUCCACUGAGGAAGGCUUCUCUGAUUCAGUGACCAGUCAGCCUGUGCAACCAAAGGAAAAUGUAGCCCCCCAACUGGUGACAAGCCCCUCUGACCAAUUUCUGACCACUCCUGACGGAGAUGAGAAAGACAUAUGCCAAGACAGCGCAGAAUCCAAAUCCACGAAGAAAGAUUUGUUGGAGAUAGACAGGUUUACCAUUUGUGGAAAUCGAAUUGACUAGCAGUCUGUGAGUGGGAGACUGAACAGUUGGAACAGAAAGGGCAGUCAGUGACAGACAGAUGCCAAAUAGGCAUACCAAUAUUUAUUUAAAACUUAAAUUAUCAACAACAAAUCUAUUGACAAGGGUGUAAGUUGGCUUGAAAAAUGGAUCAAGUGUCAGCUUUGUAACCUUGGUAUUUUGAAAAAUGAUUUUUUUAAAAGAAGAAACCAUUGACAGUUGGACAGAGCUGCAGUGUCGCUUUUCUGAAAAGUGACCUACCUUUAAAACCCUUUUCCUGUAUGAAUCUGUGCUUCCUUCACACUUCGUUUUGCCAGAGAAUUUGGAACAGAGAAUUUUGAAAAGUUCUUGAGAAGCACCUCUCUUCUUGCCAUUUUUUCCCCGAUUUACAGGAAAAUAAAUAAUCAGGAUAAACUUACCCCCAGGUGAUGGCUCAAAAUGCAUUUCAUCUAACUAAAAUGGACCAUCCUUUAAGAUUUUCUAUUAAUUGUUUUCAUCCUAAAUCUUAAACUUUUAAAUCGGAAAUUGAUCAUAACAAGGAAAGAGUUGAAAGUUUGAAGGAACAAGAAGUCAGGAGCUUAUCUUUGCUCUUCAGCAUUUUAAGUAUCAAGGUAGAAAUCAGUAGGCUUCAGUUCCAGCUGCCAGCCUAUUCACUGUGCAACUAUUUUCUUUGCAUUAUAUGUCAAACAACUGAAGAUUAUUUCUUUUUUUGCUUUGGCUGGAAAAGCUGCAUGUUGCCAAAAUGACAGACUCAAAUAGAUUUUCCUGAAAACCAGCUUUAUGAAACUAGCGUUUUGAAAUACGAAGCAGCUUCACUUGAUGCGUAUAGAGGAGUGCACAGAAGAUUAAGACAAGAAUUAUGGUUCUUUUUAGCUCCACAUAUUUAAGAGCAAAUUUAUACUCAAGGUGCUCCUUUCUUCUCUAUCCUCAAUGCCUAAGGAACACAAUGCAAUAUCAAGUGUCUUUUUUUUUUUUAAAUAAAAAGCAAAAUUGUGUGUGUUGAAUAAUAAGCAAAUCUUUGGCAACUUACUUCUUAGCUGUUGCAGAGUGGCCAAAACAAAUGUUUGAAGUCCAGAAUACAUUUAUUAUUUCCCCAAAGUUGAGAGGAUGAAUAUGUGGGAAUGGUAUCCUGACAAGCAGGUUCCAAGAAAGAAGGCAGUAUGGAUAGUCAAGUGUUUCUAAUAAUUUUCUCCUCAUGCUGCCAACCUCCUUUGACCAGCUUCUCAACUUAAGAGAACAUUUUGGGAGAAAUAUAAAGCUUGAAGUUGAAGUUUACAAGAUAUUAAUUUCAUAAACGUACUGCUUCUGACAAAUUUGAUUCAUUAAAAUUAAAUUCAGAACAUUUGUUAAAUCUUGUAAUUUGAUUUUAUUUAAAUGUAGCUGAAAGGAAGCUUGGAAUGACCUUUUCCUUGUAAAACAAUUAUGUAUGGAUUUUAUAAUUGCAUCUUGUGUGUCAAAAUAAAAACUAAAUUUUGUAGCCUUUGUUUACAAAAGAAAACAGCAACCACAUAUUCAAGACUCCCAGCUUUUUUGCUAGAAUUUGAAGGAUGAGGAAGCAAAUUGAGUUUUACUUCAGAUCCAUCCAUCCUCAAGUAUUGUACACACUUAUAGGAGAUACAAUUCUUCCAGCAGGAGCCUUAAAGAUUGAUGGGUUGUCCAUGUUCAUGUGGAAAAUGCUGUUGGCAGGUUCAUGUAUCUCUGACUACAAAGAGGAUCUGUAUGUUCUCUUGUGCUGUUGAAGCUCUAUAUUUCUUGGCUAGAAUCCUGGCUAAGGCCCUUUUGGUUUUAUCGGAUGCUAAAAUUCUAUUGGCAUCAGUCUGUUGGGAAAAUAAGCUGUUUUUAGCAUUUCUUCGUUCUAAGAAAGCAAAAAUUGACCUGAAAUCUGUUGAACUAGACAUAAUUUCAACUAAAAAAAAAUCUUAACACCCCCCCCCCCCCCGGUUCAUUAUGAUAUCCUACUUUUUUCCUCUAUUUUGUAUUCUUUUGAUGAUAGGAUUUUGAUUACACUUACUAGAAUUGGUUCAUUACCACCACCUAAGAUUUUUAUGCAGCAUAUAUCUCAUCAAACACAAAUCAACUUUUAAUCAUUCAAUAUCCUCCCUCCCUCCCUCCCUCUCUCUCUCUCUCUCUAUCUAUCGCUUACACACACACACACACACACACACACACUUUAACAAAGCUUUGUUCUCAACUCAGAAAGUAGUAAAUAAAUACAAUCUUAUCUAUUUAAACCAAAUCCUGCAAUACAACCAAAUGCAGAUAUAUUCAUGAAUCAAAUAAAUCUAGGAAUUGAUGAGAAUAGAGUGAAAUAACCAGACCUGCCUUUGAACUUUUUAAAGAGCAUCAAGCCUUUACAGAAAUGAAAUUAAUUAACUCAAUUUAAGUCCCACCCAAGUCCAAACUGACUGUGAGCA
Molecule: messenger RNA, 4304 nt
Organism: Thamnophis elegans (Western terrestrial garter snake)
Lineage: Eukaryota; Metazoa; Chordata; Lepidosauria; Squamata; Natricidae
Gene: TAPT1
Product: transmembrane anterior posterior transformation 1
Exons: 14
Coding region: 16-1893 (625 amino acids)
Biological process (GO): maintenance of protein localization in endoplasmic reticulum; positive regulation of cilium assembly
Cellular component (GO): endoplasmic reticulum membrane; ciliary basal body
Source: RefSeq, a predicted model, not a curated record